This is a messenger RNA of Amoebophrya sp. A120, 10948 nucleotides long. Lineage: Eukaryota; Dinophyceae; Syndiniales; Amoebophryaceae. The record is from the annotation of a GenBank genome assembly.
AUCACACGUCGCACAGCGCUUGUAAGUGAAUGCGCUGUUCUUCCUUAUCUUCUGGUGCUGCAAAAGGCACGGCAAGUUGAAGUCACUGGAAGAACACCCCUCCAGCACUGCAUCCCACAAGAUGUCCGGCGAGGAAGAAACCAGGCUCUCCUUGAGCCCGGAGAGCAAGAAGAGUCGGGCGAAGGCCAUUCAGAAGGAGAUCCGGGCACUUGAGCGUGACUUGCUUUCCCUGGAUCCCAGUCUCGCGGCGAAAACCCGGCGUGGAGGCUGCUGCGGCGGAAGCAAGCCCAGGCCUGGCACUCCGUCGUCGGUGUCCUAUCAAAUGCAAAAAUGUCUGGGUCUGGAAAAGUCAUGCUGCUUUUGCAUGACGCAUAAGGUCUGGCAUGGAAGCUCUAGCAUCACAGAUUUCGAGAAGCUUCCGCAAUGCCGAAUCCGCAUGACAAACGCCCCAUUUUGGUGACAGAAAGUGGGCAGCUUUUGAUUUUUAUGUGUUGUGAAAUGCGCAUCACAAGUUCGCAUUCCUCCAGACCCAGACAUAUUUGCAAUGCAUAUGUCCUCCCCAAAUGACAAAGUCGUGGAGGAUGAGAUCAAAGCGGAGUUGUCAGCGGAGGAAAUGAAGCAGGGCCACGAGUACCCGCUGAAUUUUGCGAUGAAGGUACGAGUUUCUUGUUAGUAUCGACGCUGGUUCGUGCUGUACAUAGGAAACACAAAAAGCAUAAAAAACCAUCCGACACCAAGAUGAAACCGCGGCUUUUGAAAGAUUUUCCCCCAUGGCAAUUUCCCUCUUGGAGGAUCAUCUUUUCAAAAUUCGGAAAAAAAAAACACAGAUGAUGCACGUGCUGUGGCCGAACGCAGAGCGUGCUUUCGCUCGGAAAAUCCAGUACAACAUUGUCCCGUUGCUCGCGAAGGAUCUCCCCCCUGCGAUGCAGGACAUCACCGUGAGUCGGAUCUACCUCGGCAAAGCGCGGCCGAAAAUGGGGCCACUGCGGCUCAUUCCGCCGAACUACCGAGCGCAGGUCCGCGCGAGUCGCGCCGACCGCGGGGGCAGUGUCGUAUUACAAUGAAAAAUACCCCCACCCCCAAAGUUGCAAUAACAGAGAAAUUUAUAGACAGGGAGUAGGGAGGACCAGGGAGGACCAGGGAGGAGCGUUCGCGUCUAUAUAGAAAAAGCAUCGGGCAUUUUUUCAAAAUGUGUUCACCGAUGGCAUGGCGAACUUUCGGGCCAAGGCCCCUUCAGCUUUCUGAUAGCCAUACCAAUAACAACUGCGUGGCCCGAAAUUGAACAGCGACGCAGUAAAUUGUUGAAGUAGCCACUUCAACAGUUUGCGUUGUUGUUCAGUUUACAACUUGCCAUGCAGUUGUUAUGGAAGUGGCUACUUCAAUUCGCACAGGCAAACUGUUGAAGUUGCCAUUUCAAAAACUUGCGUUGUGCAAAUUUUUGAAGUAGUCACUUCAACAAUUUGCGUUCUUGUUGUUGUUCGGCUUGGGUUUGCAACGUGUCACGCAGCUUGUGUUGAAGUGGCUACUUCAACUUCGCGGAGAGUUGAGGUAGCCAUUUGAAUAGCAAGCGCAUGACAAAUUGCCACAAUAGUGACAAUUUAUUGAAAUUGAACAAAAAUUGUGAAAGUGGCCACUUCAACAAUUCGGGUUCUGCGAAUUGUUGAAGUGGCCAUUUCAAAAAUUCGGGCUGUGCAAUGUGUUGAAAUGGCCAUUUCAACAAAACCCGAAUUGCAAUUGUUGAAAUGGCCAUUUCAACAUUUUGCACGACCCGAAUUAUUUCAACAAUUCGCAGAACCCGAAUUGUUGAAAUGGCCCUUUCAACAUUUUGCACAACCCGAAUUGUUGAAAUGGCCAUUUCAACAAUUCGCAGAACCCGAAUUGUUGAAAUGGCCAUUUCAACAUUUUGCACAACCCGAAUUGUUGAACUGGCCAUUUCAACAAUUCGCAGAACCCAAAUUGUUGAAGUGGCCAUUUCAACAAUUCGCAGAACCCGAAUUGUUGAAAUGGCCAUUUCAACACUUUGCACAACCCAAAUUGUUGAAGUGGCCAUUUCAACAAUUUGGGUUGUGCAAAUUGUUGAAAUGGCUAUUUCAACAAUUUGCGUUGUGCAAAUUGUUGAAAUAAUUGUGCAAAAUGUUGAAGUGGCCACUUCAGCAAUUCGGGUUUUGUUGAAAUGGCCAAUUCAACAUUUUGCACAACCCGAAUUGCUGAAGUGGCCACUUCAACAAUUCGCAGAACCCGAAUUGUUGAAGUGGCCACUUUCACAAUUUUUGUUCGCACACGACGCAAAUUGUUGACAUAGCCACUUCAACAAUUGGCGUCGUUGUCCAGCUUCAGUUUGCAACGUGUCACGCAGCUGCUCACGACACUCUGGUGGAGAGUAGAAGUGGCCACUUCAUCAAAAGCUGCAUGACAAGUUGCAAACUGAACAACAACACAGAUAAUUCUUGCUGCAGUGGCUAUAAUUUGAACGCGUUUGCGUUGUUGUUCAAUUUCAACAACUGCCACUACUGUGGCAAUUUGUCAUGCAGUUGUUAUCGAAGUGGCUACUUUUUCAACUUUCUUCCGAUGGAUGGAGGACAGUUGGAGUAGCCACUUCAAUAGUUUGCCCUUCAUUUCUGCGCUACAGCUUGCCAAUCAUGAUGGCAAUUUGUAACGCAGAAACGAAGGGCAGGAGAAAGCUCUUCGCGUUUCUUUUGUCCUUCAUUUCUGCAUUUGUAACGCAGAAACGAAGGAGAAUAAAGCUACUGAGAGUUGAGAAAGCCACUUCAACAGCUUCGCACUUACUUGGCCCCUCAGCCUCAUGUGUGCGCUACAGCUUGCCAGCCGUUGACUUUGGCAAGCUGCCACGCAGGCGAGCGCCAUACUUAGCCAUAAAACUCAGGCGCCAAAAGUCGGGCCGCCGUGCAGUUUUCGCCGGGAGUUGGGUCCGAGGAAGGCUGGACUCCGCUCCCGGGAGCUGAAUCCAGACGCGCUCUCUGUUCGUAGAGCAUGGCGCAGAGCAAGGGGCGCACAAGUGGCGACCCCUGUUAGCGCAAGUUCCCCACCCACUUUCCAAAAAGUUUCCAAAGCCCCAAGCCCUUGGCGCGUCUGUUGCCCGCCAGCCGGGGCGCCGUUUGUGCGUGCCGUGCCCUCGGCUGCCCAGCUCGCGUCGCGUUUGGCAUUGGGAAGACACUCCGGCGCGGCGCGCCGCCGGCCCCAAUUGUAUUUGGGGCCGCCUGGCACUAAGUACAAACACCGAAAGGGCUGCCCUUCGUGGGUCUUGCGCUUUUCGCCAUGCCCAGGGGCGCCCGCUCCCUUUGUUGUGUCGGUGGCCCUUUUGGGGUCACCAGCGCCCCGCGCGCGCGAUGUAAUGUUGGCAGAGCAGCGCGGGGCGGGGGCGUUGUGGCAAGGCGGGGCCCCGCGCGGUUUUUGCAGGCCAGCCUUCGGGAGGUCCCGCGAGUGAGGUCGCCCGCGACCGGGCAAAAUGGCAGGCCGGCGGGGAGGCGACUUGGCCCAGGCGCCAGGAUGGCAGCGGGCGCACGCAAAUGCCUCCCGCUGACCUUACCGCGGCGCCUGUGGGUGCGUCCAUUGGUGCAGUAGGGUAUUGCGGCUCUUUGGCGAUCGCGGGCGAAGCAACUCGGGGGCGGGGGCUAAGGCCCCCCCUGCGCUAGCUUUUGAUUGGGCCCGGGCUUUGGCCCCUGCGCCACCCCGGGUGGGCCGCGCCGCCCUUUGGGUGGGUCGUUAGAAGUUGCCCGGGCCAGGCCCCCCCGCCGGUUUUUUGUUGCAGAGAGAAAGAACAGCCGCGCGCCGGGGGCCCGGCGCCCGCUGGCUUUUGCGCGCGAAGCCCGGAGGCUUCUUGCGGCCGGCCGCAAGCGGCAAGCGUCUCUCUGGCCUCCGCGGCCUUGUGCGCAGCGCUCGGCCCAACCCGAGCGACCGCCCGCGGACGCCCCAAGGCCCCGGCGGCUAUUUCAUUCGGGCGGGCUAGGGGGGUUGGUGGUGUUCCAUUUCCGCCCCGGCAUAGGCGCGGGCUUCUUUUGUAGCUAUGCUCGCUGGGGAUGGGGUCCGGAAUGGCUCCGGGCGGCUUUGGCCCGCCGCGGCCCAGCGCUGUGAGUGCUUCCGAAAGAAAGUACUUCAAGGGGGCGCCGGGUGUUUUCUGCGUUGGCUUUUCAUUCUAUUGGCUUUGGAAAAUUUUGGGAAGGCUUCGGGGAGAUAUUCGGGAGGCCCCUGCCGUGCUCUUUCCAGUUUUUCCAGAAAAAAGAAGAACGGGGGGGCCCGCCUUGCGGCCUCCGCUUGGGUGCGUCUGCCCGGGCCCGCCGCACGGGAGGCGCGCCCGCAUAUUGGAGGCGUUGGCCCGCCCCGGGGAAAGGGUGCGCCGCAGAGCGCGGCCAGGGAGGCGGGCCAAUCUGCCCUUUGCCGUCCGAGCCCGUCCCGGCGGCUUUCGCUUCUGCCCUGCCCUCCGCCCCAUAGCAGUCUUUUGGCCGGCCUUGUGCUUCGGGGCAGCCAGGCGGCCUGUUGGCCCGCCUCCGUCCGCCCCGACGCGCGCCCGCCCAUUUCGCCGGGGGCCCCGGGCCUUCGUUCCUUGUAUUGCCCGGCCCGUGCGCGUGUCCCACGCACUCGGCGUGUGGGUGUACCGCCCGCGCCCUACCCAGAAACUGCCUGCGUGGCGCGCCCCGCCCGCGCGGGCGGGCACGAAAAAGUUCGCAGGAUUUCCACCCUAACGCAAAAAAUUUCGAAAAAUCCACAUAGCGCAAAAACAAAAUCCAAAAAAAAACCAAAAAAAAACUUUUGAAUUUCUUUGCUUCCCCGACGGCCUGGCCUAUGUGGGGCAGCUCCCGAGUCUGUUCUCGCCCCUGUUUGUCAGAGGAGGGCCUGGCGUAGGUGUCGCAUAUUUGCCCGCUUGGGUGGUCCGCAUCUCUUGGCCUCCGCUCCUGGUGAUGAGAACCCAGAGUGGCGAAUCCGUGUGGGGUUGGGCCUUCUUCUGCCGGGGAGCAGAGGUUUCCUCGUGGCGCAUUUUCGCCACAGAGGAUUUCUUUUUGGGUUUGGCCAGGAAAAAUAUUAGAAAAAAUUUGAAAAAAAUCCGGGAAAAAUCAAGAGGCGCACAAAAAAAAUUUGAAAAAAAUUUUAGAAAUUGGCCAAUUUGCAAAAACCAAUGGGAUUUUGCUAAUGUCGCCGAUUUUCCGAAAUUUUUUUUGGCCUUUUUUGAGCGCCAUCGAAAUUUUAUCCGGCCGAAUCGAAAUUUUUUUUGGGCAAAUCGAAAUUUUUUUUAGAUUUUCCUUGGCCACAUGCUGAGGAAGUUCUUCACUUCAGUUCGAACGCAUCCGAGCGCCCGCGUUGUCGAGCAGCCGCGCCCAUCAUGCCUGCGCGCCGCAUCCCGCGCGCUCCCGAGGCAUUUCGAGCGCGCGCGGCGUGGCGACUUCGUGUUGAGUUUCAUCCCAUUGCGAAGCACCGAAGGCAGCGACCCACACCCCCCCACCCUUCUGGUGCAGCCUGCAGGAUGGGCCCCAACUCGCCUCCGGCCCAAGGGCCACCCCGCUACCCUUUGCGAAAAUUUUAAAAAAAUUCAGAAAAAAGUUGGAUUUUUCGGCCCAAAAGCGUUAGGGGCAAAAUCCGGCGAAAAAAAGGGGCCGGCCCCAGGACAGGCGUGCGCGGGCGAAGGGGCCCGCAGGAAGGGUGGCGCAACUUAUUUUGCCCACUGGACUGACUGACUUCGCCCGGUCGGUCGCAAUGGCGGUGGGCACGCACCCACGCAGGCAAACCAGCUCGGCGGCCGAACUGCCGGCGAGGGCCCGAGGAAGGAUGGAGCAGAGAAGCUGCAUGCCGCCGCCCUAAUGAGAAGACUGGCAAAAAGAGCAGGGGCGGGGCCCGCCAAAAGUUGGGCGGCAGUGGGCCUCGGCCCGGGCAUCCACCCCAUGCGCGCGCCCAUGCUAUGGGCACCGUUGUGACAGCCGGGCGGGCCGUGUCCUGCCUGCCGCGCGCGGCUUUCUCUGGGCCCUCUCGCGUAGUUCGGGUCCAGAGGGGCCGUGGGCCUUGGUCUUGCUUUUCGUUUAUCGGUCGCCGCGCCGCCGUGUCCUGCAGAACAUUACUCAAUAGGCAUAGCCAUUAUUUAGUCAUGACGGCGUGGCACGGGAGUAAAGACCUUGGAAUUAAUGCGGGCAGGGUGCCUAACCCGCGGGGGAGAAAACAAUCCAAAGCCCGGGGCGGUUGGAUGUGGAUCAGGGGCAAAUUUUGUGUAUGUGCUGGAAAUUUAUUGUUGAAAUAUUAAUAUUUUUGAAAAGCUUUGCGCGGUCCGUUUGUAGGGUAGCUUUGCCUUUGCCAUCGCGUCGCCUUAUAGCUUUGUCUUUUGUCGCCGCAUUCCCGACAUCGCACUACCAUGGGGAUUGAGUAUAUUCCGCAUGGAAAACUCGCGCAAAUUGUUAAAGAGCACCAUACCGCCGCGAUUGGGGUUUUUAUGAUUUUCCGGCUUUCGGUUUUGGGUUUUAUAUAGCAAAAUCUCCUCCCUGGUCCUCCCUACCCUGGGACCCGGGAUUCUAUAAACUCUUCUGCAAUAACUUGUGAUGCAAAGUUUCCAAAUGAAAACUUUUUGUCAUGCAUGAAAGGCCUAUGAAUCUUUCUGAUGCAGAGUCUAGGUGUAUAUCGCAUUGCUUGCAUGACAAGCGCCGCUCCUGCUGGGAUCUUGCGCAAUGCAAAUUUAUUCUAUUCACGAUUGAAAAUCUGUGAUGCUGAUGAAUGCAAGAGGGCGAAUGUUUCAUUUGCAAAGGUUUGCAAUACAAAUGCUCCCAAGUUCGGGGGUGGGGGCAUUUUUCAUUGUAAUAUGUCGGGUCCAGUGUCCACUCAAGCCCGAUGUCAAAGUCGCGGGGCAAUAUGGAGGGCCAGCACCGCGAAGAAGUUUUUGUGCGAGAUGUUGAGACGAAGCAAGGGUCUAAUCUGGUCGCAGGCGGUCGCGGCGCGAGCAGCAUAGCGCCGUCCCGUUUAUCAUUCGACAGCGAAGUGGAGCGCGUUCCGUUUAUCACAGAAAACAGCUCAUCUUCCUCGAGCGCAUCUGCAUCCGGGGAGGAAGCGGUGGAUCUGAAACAUGUUCCGCGAGCGAAACAAGGAUCCGCACCUCGGAAGCCAGAGUCCGAACAGCCACAAGGCGCAGGUAUCAGCAGUUUUCCCUUCUUCUCGUGUUUGUCCCGCUCGGGGACCGCAUCGGGAUCCUCGUGUUUUGGCGCGCGGGGUCCAACAGCCUCGACAGAAGGAGGAAACAUCAUCGGAGAACCUGCAAAUAACUCGGACGAGUUGCAGGUUCAGCCGUCCGAGCAGUGCCGCUACCCCUCUGCCUCUCCGCACAUCGAAGAUUCUUCCUCCGGGAGCACCACGCGGUUCUUAUCCGCCUGCAGCGAGAGGGCAAGUUCCCCGCCGUGCUUGAAGUCUCACUUCGCCGAGCAGUUCGCGGAGGCCCUGGAGGAGGCCACGCACGAAGCUUUCGUGAUAGAGGGCGCGCAUCGGCAGGAAAUAAACCAAAAAUCUUCCGGGACGUCUGCUGAACAAGUCGACGGCAUAAUUCUGGAAGACAAGGCUGCCCCGGAGAGCCGGUGCUGCACGCCGGCGAAGCAACCGACCGCGGAGGGGGAAGCGAAUGACGCGGAAAUUGAGGAGGGCCGAGAACCACAAAAACACAUCGUCGGCGGACUCGACGAGGUCCCGCCGAGCCCGGGGAGAAACAGCGCGCGGUCCGUCCGGUCGCCCGACAAGAACCUGGAUCGCUCCUGGUCGGCGGUCGCGGACUUGGUUGGGAAGGACGAGGUGGAUCGGCUUGUGUGGGAGAUGCCCUUCGAGUGGCGCAGCGACAUGCUGGUCGAGUUCACCGCUUUGAAUGGAAUGAUGCGGUUUGGCUGCGAAGAGUUCUACACGAAGGGGGACAUGCAGAUCGUGAUGCGCCCCAUUUUGAACGAGGUGCCCCUGUACGGCGGAAUAUCCGUUGGGUUUAUCAAUCCCCCGGAGAUGGACUUCAAGUUUGUCGGGACGGGGUCCGGGCUGGCGCAAGUGCCCAUGUUUGCGCGGAAGAUGAAGCAGGUGGCGGUGAUGGAGUUCGCCAAGCGGUUUGUGUUGCCGUACUCCAUGUUCCUCCGUACCGUCCCGGUGGAUAAGUUAGACCUCCCCUCCUUGAAGUUCCACGCGGUCCCGGAUUUCUGCGUGCGGGUGGAGGUUUUGGAAAUGCGGGACUUACCCGGGUCCGACUACCACCUGUUUUCGCAGGCCACUUCCGACCCCUACUGCGUCUUCAAGCUCGGCCCCUUGACCUACCAAACCGAGGUCGUGAAAGCGAACUUGAACCCGGUGUUCACGGAGAGAAUGCGGCGGUCGGGGGAGUUUCUGGUCUACAACGCCCGGCAGCGGUUGUACGUGGAAGUCUACGAUCGGGAUGUUUUGUCCGCCGACGACCUCCUCGGGAAAAACGACUGGGUGAUUGGCGAUCUGAUCGGGGCGGAACCGGUGUGGGUGGACCUGCAGAUGCCCCCGGAGCUGAAAUCUUCGCACAAGCACACGCGGCCGCAGAUCAAGCUGAAGGUGACGAAGUUGCUGCCCGUGGUGAUGCAGCCCCCGUCGGACGACAGUGACUUCCCGAACAGCACGCCCAUCUCGACUGCGCGGGGGCAGUCUUUGCUGAAUCUCGGCGGCGUGAUAGAUCCGGGCAACACGGAGAUGGGGGCAAACGCGAAGAAGGCGAUGCAGCGCUUCGGCUCGACGAUGUCCACCGCUGUGACGAAAGCGAUGUAUCCUGUGCAAAAGUAUCGUACUCGUACUAAUUGCAGAUAUGCAUGACAAAUCCAACUUUCUACCUGAAACAGCAUGACAAAUUGCAUUUUUGGUCUUCGGAAAAUUUGUAAUGCAAUUAUAUACUAGUACGAAUACGAUACUUUUGCACUGCAUACGAUGACCAAGUCGCCGAUCCCGAAGCAUUUGAUGCCGCGCACCUACCUUUUAGAGAUAAAAGUGUACGGGUGCAACGGGUGCAAGAACAGCUCCAUGUCGGCGAUCAAUCUGCGGUUGAACAUCAAGGCGAAAUCGGAAAAGGAGCACGAGAAGGUGUUAUUGCAGUGAAAAGUAUCCUGCACUCCUGAAAUUGCAAAAUUUUGUGAUGCGAAGUUUCCAAAUGAAAACUUUUUGUCAUGCAUGAAAGGAGUAUGAACCUUUCUGAUGCAGAUUCUAGGCGUGUAUCGCAUCGCUUGCGUGACAAGCGCCGCUCAUGCUAGGGUCUUUUGCAAUGCAAAUCUUUGCUAUUCACAACAUUGGAAACCUGUGAUGCUGAUAGAUGCAAGAGGGCGAAUGUCUCAUUUGGAAAGGUUUGCAUAUACAAAUGCUCCCAAGUUCGGGGGUGGGGGCAUUUUUCAUCGUAAUAGGUGUUCUUCGACACGGCGCGGUCGUUGGUCGCGACGAUGAAGCUAUCAAAUGUAAAAAUGUCUGGGUCUGGAAGAAUUCAACUUGUGAUGCUAAGUUUGGACUCCAAAAAAAUCUGUAUUGCAUGAGCAGCAAAGGGAGUGUAAUUUUUGCUGCGCGGAGAGGGCAUUUGUCAUACGGAAUAGGCAUCGCGAGGCCCUCAAAAAAUCUGUGAUGCUAGGGCAUGCAUCACAGACAUCAUGGCCCAGGCAAAACAUGCAUGACAAGCCUCAGAAUCUUCCAGACCCAGACAUUUUUACAUUUGAUAGAAGCUCCCCCAGAACCCGACCUUGCAGAAGGGGAGCAGCGUUCCCGUCUCCUCCGAAGUGGUGCAGCAGCUGCGCUUCGCGGGCUACUCCGCAGCGAAGAUCGCACACUUUCUCGGCGUAAAUUUGGCUGACGUAGAUAAUCACCUGCGCGGGGCGCACGAGGAGCUGUGGUGCAAGUCGUUCUUCGUGUUCGUGCGUGACCCGUCGAUCACGCGGGUGAAAUUGGCGGUGUUAGGGUCCAAGAACCAGUUUUCCGCGGACCCGACCAAGUACAAGAAGUACCAAGACGAAAAGCAGUCCGUGUUGCCCGGAGCAAAAAUCGCGGUCGGGGUGGUCAAUAAGCUUUCCUCCGUCGCGCGCGCCGGGAGCCGGGUGUUCGGCAGCGGGGCGGAGAAAUCAAGAAAGUCGAAAAGACGCUCCUCGUCUGCGGGAAGCAGCGAUAGUCUCGGGAAUGUGCCGGGUAAGUACUAGGGUUCUUUGUUGAAUCGGUACCAGUAGAAGACUCUUUGUCGUGCAGUUGUGAUUGAUUUUCGCGAUCAUUUACUUGGUCGCUAUUGCUAGUCGUGUGGUCGAAAAAUAAAAAUAUAAAAAGGCGAUGGCGAACACAAAAUUCAGGCGCGUCCAAAGACGCUUUGGUUGAAGAAAGCGACGACGAAGAGGAGGAAAAGCCCGAGGAUCCCAACGACCCAGCGUUUACGGAGCACUUGGACGAGAUCCGGCCACCGAAUACCUACGAAUUGAAAACGCUUCUGAAAAGGAUGAACUACGCGGAGCGGCUGUCCAUGAAGCCGGGAAUUGCGGGGCCAGCCGCUGGAUUGGACGUGGACAUCUCGUUUCAACUGCGGUACCUGCAGGAAGAGGACGAGGAAGAGGAUAGGCUGGCGUAAGAAAAACGUGGAAGGGAUUUGUUUUUACGUUGAAGAGAAUUUCAACGUAGAAAUAGAAGGGCGAAUGCGUGUCAUCAAUGUCGUUCUCUACCUUCUGCGAUUUCGUUCGAAAGCGUGCUACGGUAAUACAGCAUUUUUUUGUAGUAGUACAGCAGUAUCAGAGCUACAAGACAAUUCUUCAAAAUUUGAUGUAAUCAGUAUCAGAUGAGAUGAAGCGACUGUACGAUUUAGAGUUUUAUUUUGCAUGUUCAGAAUGGUCCUACCAUGACAUCAGGACACCCGCGUGGAGCAGGGGAUUAGUUUUUUGCAUGUACGAUAUGUUCCUCAACGAACUACAAACAACGGAAACACAAAAUUUCCAAUUGUACACAACUAUUUGAAAAUCUUGAC